GUUUCUAUUUUAGCUCAGCGCUCUCAGACGGCGGUCAUGGCUCGCUGCAGGAGUUACUUACGAGGACUCGCCAUCUGUGUCACCGUUCUGCUACUGGUGUCUGGUGUGGUGAUGAUCGGUGUCGGGUUUUCCCCCAUCGACGGCAACACACCGGUCGCCCAGUUGUUUGACCAGUUGUCCACCAGCGACGGCUUACUGGUCCUGCAGGUGUUCGGUCCCAUCACAGUGAUUUUAUCUGUUCUGGGCAUCUGCGCUGCAUCUUUGGACACUAAACCUCUGCUGCUAGUGUUUUCUGCUCUGAUAUUCGUGGAGUUUGUGGCUCUGAUGGUGGUCGCCUCGCCGCUGGUUCAGGUUCAAGCUCAGAUGGACGGUGCAGUGGACGAGGUGUUUCAGAACGUGACUCCCCUCCACAGAGCGGACAGUUACAUCCAGAACGAACUUAACAAACUUCAGACCUCCGACUUUUGUUGUGGUUUGAGGAGUUUUGAGGACUGGGGAAAUCAAAUUCCCGUCACCUGUUUGUGCAGAUCUCCGGACCCUGACCUGCAGCCCAGCGCUCGGCCUGGUAACUCCAGCUCAGAGGGGCCCUGCGUGAUGGUGACCGCUGACCUUUACCCUCCCACCCAAAAAGUCACGGAUAAACAAUGGGUUCACUCCGAGCCGUGCGGCCCCAUCCUGAAGAGCUACCUGAGCUUCCCCAUCAAACUCAGGAUAGGAAUCAUUUCUGCCUUCGCCACCAUUGCGAUGGCGGCCAUUGCUCUGUGUCUGACGUUGGGUCUGGAGGAAUACUGGAAGACGCCUCCGGUAGAAACUACGGUCGAUGACUUCAACAGAGUGAAAUAUCAACCCAAACCCUCCCUCACCUGACCUCUGACCUCUGACCUCUGAGCCACGACCAUUUCACCCGCAGGCGACCAUCGCAAGACUUCAAUCAAACUCUCGUUUGCUCUUUCAGGAUCUGAAAUCUUUCUAAAAAAAUAUUUAUAUUUGACAGAGAGUUCGUCUUAAAAAAACUAAAAAUUCGUUUUUCAG
Molecule: messenger RNA, 1032 nt
Organism: Plectropomus leopardus (leopard coralgrouper)
Lineage: Eukaryota; Metazoa; Chordata; Actinopteri; Perciformes; Serranidae
Cellular component (GO): plasma membrane
Source: RefSeq, a predicted model, not a curated record